UCGAAGCAGCGUUCGCCUGACACGCUCCGCUCGUAUUUGGGUCUUUCUUUAUCGGGUAGGAGGCUGGCGUUGCGCCUUGCAGCGGACUUCAGGCAUGUCAGGCUCAGCUUCCCCGCCUCCCUCGGCAGAGGUUGUGGGAAACGAGGGCUGUUUCCCCCCGGGUUACAAGCCUUUCAAACCCGAAGAGCAUGGCCUGGAGCGCGGCUUCCGUCUCACAGCCUUCUCUGAGUUGAAGGGAUGAGGCUGCAAAGUCCCGCAGGAGGUUCUGCUCAAACUCCUGGCGGGACUGGAGCCGGACCGGGCCGAUGGGACCGCGAAGGCCGGAGACCAGGCAGCGGAGUUCGACCAGCAGUUGACUGGACCGCGACUCGGUGUGGGGAUGGACUCCUGUGUGAUCCCCCUGAGACAUGGAGGACUCUCGCUGGUGCAAACCACAGACUUUUUCUACCCUCUGGUGGAGGAUCCCUACAUGAUGGGAAGAAUAGCGUGUGCUAACGUCCUCAGUGAUCUCUACGCUAUGGGCAUCACAGAGUGUGACAACAUGCUGAUGCUGCUGAGUGUCAGCCAGAAGAUGAAUGAUAAGGACCGUGAGCGGGUGACGCCGCUGAUGAUCCGCGGGUUUCGGGAUGCAGCAGAGGAGGGAGGGACUUCCGUGACAGGUGGCCAGACCGUGAUCAACCCCUGGAUCAUUAUAGGAGGUGUAGCAUCUGUUGUCUGCCAGCCGAAUGAGUUCAUCAUGCCUGAUGGGGCUGUACCAGGCGAUGUGUUGGUUCUAACUAAGCCUUUGGGGACACGGGUGGCUGUGAACGCUUACCUAUGGAUCGAUCAGCCUGAGAAGUGGAACCGGGUUAAGCUAGUUGUCACCAAAGAUGAAGUAAAAGAGGCUUAUCAAGAAGCCAUGUUCUCUAUGGCAACUCUAAAUCGCACAGCCGCAGGUCUAAUGCACAAGUUCCAGGCCCACGCUGCGACGGACGUGACAGGCUUCGGGUUGUUGGGGCACGCCAACAACUUGGCAGCACAGCAGAAAAAUGAGGUGGCCUUUGUCAUCCACAACCUACCAAUCAUAGCCAAGAUGGCUGCCAUCAGUAAAGCCUGUGGCAACUUGUUCAACCUGCUUCAGGGCACGUCAGCAGAGACAUCAGGUGGGCUGCUUGUGUGUUUGCCAAGAGAGCAGGCGGCCAAGUUUUGUUCAGAAAUGAAGAGCCACAGCUCCGUAGCUGGAGGUCAAGGAGCGGCAGGUGGAGCGUGGAUAAUCGGUAUUGUGGAGAAAGGCGAUCGACACGCUCGCAUCAUCGACAAGCCCCGCAUUAUUGAGGUCCCACCACGAGGAAGCCAGGCUGCAAACCAGGACAACAGCUCCAGCAGCCCAGCACCUAGCCCCAAUUUGUCAUAGGCACUGUUGCUUGGCGUGAAUGUAUUUGUGUGGUGAUGUUGCUGUUCAUGUCAUUUUCCCUAUGCGGUUAAUACGCUGAGAGCACACAGACCAAAGUCUUUUCCUGUGACUAUUAUUUAUCCAUCUUUAGAGGCAGGUGCUGACACAUACUACAUUUCAUCCUUUGAGAUUUAAAUUUAAAAUCUGCAUAGUGAGCAGUUCUAACAUACUGUAAGCUUACCUUUCUAAUUUAGACCCGCACUCCCUGCCCAUAAACCCAGACAAAUAACUUGUAUUAUAUAAUUUAUCUGAAUGCAAAAAGUAAGAGGAAACAUUCCAGCUCAUUCUUGCCAAAUUCAACAAAAAUCAAAACUGAAUGUGUGUGUUUGAGUCUUUGAUCAUGUGCUUGUUGAGGGUUUGACUCUAUUUUGGAAAUGAAUGAUUUUAAUGUAUUGUGUUUGUGAAUGUAAAAUGUGGAUAUGAGAACAUCUGUUGGUCCUGGCACCUGGCUUGGCCCAUGCAGUCCACAGGAAGGCUUGAGCAGCUUCCUUUGGAUCAGCUGGGUGGAGUUCAGCAAUGUCUGUAUGUGUCAGCUGACUGGCUGUCCAGCACGAGUCCCUCCCAUCCUUCCUCUUUAUGAAGCUCUGCCUUUAAACCCCUGCCAAAAGGGGCAAGUGGAGUGGAUGUUUGCCUUUGGACUGUGGUCGGACUUUAUCUGCUGGAGGUCUAAAGCUGCAUUUGUAGUUUCCUGCAUCACAAUCAAUAAAAACAAUCAUCAACUUUGA
Betta splendens (Siamese fighting fish) is the source of this 2157-nucleotide messenger RNA. RefSeq names its product selenophosphate synthetase 3 (gene sephs3). The record is from RefSeq and is a predicted model, not a curated record. Gene Ontology annotation, cellular component: cytoplasm. The transcript is spliced from 8 exons. Gene Ontology annotation, biological process: L-selenocysteine biosynthetic process. NCBI's taxonomy places the organism in Eukaryota, Metazoa, Chordata, Actinopteri, Anabantiformes, Osphronemidae. Gene Ontology annotation, molecular function: selenide, water dikinase activity; ATP binding.